Messenger RNA from Clonostachys byssicola, 801 nucleotides. The record is from the annotation of a GenBank genome assembly. NCBI's taxonomy places the organism in Eukaryota, Fungi, Ascomycota, Sordariomycetes, Hypocreales, Bionectriaceae.
AUGCCUGCAAUGGAGAGACCGUCCUUUGCUGGACGCCAAUUUGCCGUCACUGGAGGCUGUUCCGGAAUUGGCCUUGCUUUGACCAAUACCCUUCUCGCCCUAGGUGCAGUCGUCUACGUUGCGGACAUUGCCCUUCAGACUCCCGACGAGUUUCUAUAUCGAGAAAACGUCCAUCUAACGGUGCCUUGUGAUGUGACCAACCGAGAAGCUUGCCGGCGCUUCAUCGAAUCCAUUCCAGGCAGAUUAGACGGGCUUGUGAACUGCGCCGGCAUUUCAGGCUGGGAGGGCAAGAUCGGCACCGAUGCCCUGUACCAAAGAACCAUGGACAUCAAUGUUACCGGUACCUGGAACAUGGCUACUGAAGCCUUUCAGAAAAUGUCAACGCAAGAAGACAUUGAGGUCCCGGGAAUCGUGCCAGGCUCGGUCCGCAGCGUGGGCCAGGGGUCGAUUGUCAACGUAGGAAGCGGUGCAUCACUUCGUGGGGUGGCCGGAUUGGCAGCCUAUACAGCGUCUAAGCACGCAGUUCUCGGUCUAACGAGGAGUUGGGCUCGAGAUUUUCCCAAGUUGAGGAUAAACAUCGUUGCUCCGGGAGCAACGGAGACGCCUCUAGCAGCUGCAUCUACUAUUGGAGCCCCCGAGGGCGAUCCCAAUGUGGUUUUUGGGAAAGGACAAAUUGCUUCCAUUCCAAAGGGGCGAAUGGCCCAUGCGACGGAUAUAGCAGAUGCCAUCGUUUUCCUCUUAUCCGACUGGUCCAGCUUUAUCACUGGCCAGUGUAUACCAGUCAAUGGUGGGAAUUUUUAG